Molecule: messenger RNA, 3059 nt
Organism: Manis javanica (Malayan pangolin)
Lineage: Eukaryota; Metazoa; Chordata; Mammalia; Pholidota; Manidae
Gene: PGR
Product: progesterone receptor
Biological process (GO): steroid hormone receptor signaling pathway; regulation of DNA-templated transcription
Cellular component (GO): nucleus
Molecular function (GO): zinc ion binding; sequence-specific DNA binding; steroid binding
Source: RefSeq, a predicted model, not a curated record
AUGACAGAGCUGAACGCCGAGGAUCCCCGGGCUCCCCACGUGGCGGAAGGCGCGCCCUCCCCGACCCAGGUCGGAUCCCCUCUGCUGGGGCGCCGGGACGCUGGCUCCUUCCAGGUGAACCAGGCCUCGGACGCCUCGACGGUAGCCUCGGCUAUUCCCAUCUCCCUGGACGGGCUGCUCUUCCCUCGGCCCUGCCAGGGGCAGGACCCCGACGGGAACUCGCGGGACCAGCUCCCUCUGUCAGACGUGCAGGGGGCGUAUCCCAGAGUCAAAGCCGCGGGCGGUGCCGGAGGCGGCAGCUCUGGAGCCCCGGCGAGGGAGAGCGGGCUGCUGGACAGUGUCCUAGACACGCUGCUGGCUUCCUCGGGACCCAGGCAGAGCCGCGCCAGCACUCCCGUCCGCGAGACCACCAGCCUUUGGUGCCGGUUUGGCCCCGAGCCUCCCAAAGACCCCCGGGCUGCCCCCUCCAUCCAGGGGGUGUUGUCCCCGCUCAUGAGCCGGCCAGAGGGCAAACCUGGCGACAGCUCUGGGUCCGCGGCCGCCCAGAAAGUGCUGCCCAGGGGCCUGUCGCCGUCCCGGCAGCUGCUGCCCCCGCCCCCCGGGGGCCAUUCCUGGCCCGGGGCGGCAGGAAAGCCGUCUCCGCAGCCCGCUGUGGUGGAGGAGGAGGAGGAGGAGGAGGAGGACUCCGAGUCUGAGGGCUCGGUGGGGCCGCUUCAGAAGGGCAGACCUCGGCCUCCGGGAGGCACGGCAGCCGGGGGCGGAGCCGCGACAGCUGCCCUGGGGGCAGGCGCAGGCGGCGUCGCUCUGGUCGCCCGGGAAGAUGCCCGCUUAUCCGGGCCGCGGGUCUCCCCGGCGGAGCAGGACGCGCCCGCGGCGCCCGGGUGCUCCCAGCUCGCCACCGCGGUGAUGGACUUCAUCCACGUGCCCAUCCUGCCGUUCAACUCGGCCUUCCUGGCCGCCCGCACCCGGCAGCUCUUGGAGGCGGAGAGCUACGACUCCGGGGCCGCGGCGGUCAGCGCCUUCGCCCCGCCACGGGGCUCGCCCCCCGCCUCGUCCGCCCCGCUCGCCGCGGGCGACUUCGCCGACUGCGCAUACCCGCCCGACGCCGAGCUCAGGGACGACGCGUUCCCGCUCUACGGCGACUUCCAGCCGCCCGCCCUGAAGAUCAAGGAGGAGGAGGAAGGCGCCCGGGCCGCCGCGCGCUCCUCGCGGCCGUACCUGGUGUCGGGGGCCGGCCCCGCCGUCUUCCCGGACUUCCCGCCGCCCCCGCGAGCGCCGUCGUCCAGACCCGAAGCGGCAGCGGCGGCCGCCCCCGCCGGCGCCUCGGUCUCGUCCGCAUCCUCGUCGGGGUCGGCCCUGGAGUGCAUCCUGUACAAAGCAGAGGGCGCGCCGCCCCCGCAGGGCCCGUUCGCGCCGCCGCCCUGCCGCGCUCCAGGCGCAGGCGCCUGCCUGCUGCCGCGGGACGGCCUGCCCUCCACCUCGGCCUCGGCCGCCGGGGCGGCCCCCGCGCUCUACCCGCCGCUCGGCCUCAACGGCCUCCCGCAGCUCGGCUACCCAGCCGCGGUGCUCAAGGAGGGCUUGCCGCAGGUCUACCCGCCCUACCUGGGCUACCUGAGGCCGGAUUCAGAAGCCAGCCAGAGCCCACAGUACAGCUUCGAGUCAUUACCUCAGAAGAUUUGUUUAAUCUGUGGGGAUGAAGCAUCAGGCUGUCAUUAUGGUGUCCUUACCUGUGGGAGCUGUAAGGUCUUCUUUAAAAGGGCAAUGGAAGGACAACAUAACUAUUUAUGUGCUGGAAGAAACGACUGCAUUGUUGAUAAAAUCCGCAGAAAAAACUGCCCAGCAUGUCGCCUUAGAAAAUGCUGUCAGGCUGGCAUGGUCCUUGGAGGUCGAAAGUUUAAAAAGUUCAAUAAAGUCAGAGUUAUGAGACCACUAGAGGCUAUUGCUCUCCCACAGUCGGUAGGCAUUCCAACUGAAAGCCAAGCCCUAAGCCAGAGAAUCACUUUUCCGCCAGGUCAAGAUGUGCAUUUGAUCCCCCCACUGAUAAACCUGUUAAUUAGCAUUGAACCAGACAUGAUCUAUGCAGGACACGAUAACACCCAGCCUGAUUCCUCCAGUUCAUUGCUGACAAGUCUCAAUCAACUAGGAGAGAGACAACUUCUUUCAGUAGUCAAGUGGUCUAAAUCGCUGCCAGGUUUUCGAAACUUACAUAUUGAUGACCAGAUAACUCUCAUCCAGUAUUCUUGGAUGAGCUUAAUGGUGUUUGGACUAGGAUGGAGAUCUUAUAAACAUGUCAGUGGUCAGAUGCUUUAUUUUGCACCUGAUUUAAUAUUAAAUGAACAGCGGAUGAAGGAAUCAUCGUUCUAUUCAUUAUGCCUUACCAUGUGGCAGAUCCCACAGGAGUUUGUCAAGCUUCAAGUUAGCCAAGAAGAGUUCCUCUGUAUGAAAGUAUUGCUACUUCUUAAUACAAUUCCUUUGGAAGGACUAAGGAGUCAAAACCAGUUUGAAGAGAUGAGAUCAAGCUACAUUAGAGAGCUCAUCAAGGCAAUUGGUUUAAGACAAAAAGGAGUUGUUUCUAGCUCACAGCGCUUCUACCAACUUACAAAACUUCUUGAUAACUUGCAUGAUCUUGUCAAACAACUUCAUCUGUACUGCUUGAAUACAUUUAUCCAGUCCCGGGCACUGAGUGUUGAAUUUCCAGAAAUGAUGUCUGAAGUAAUUGCUGCACAAUUACCCAAGAUCUUGGCAGGGAUGGUGAAACCUCUUCUCUUUCACAAAAAAUGAAUGCCAUUAUUAUCUUUGCAAAAUUAAAUAUUGUGGUUUGUCUUGUUGUUUUGGUCAGGAUUAUGAGGUCCCAAGUUUUUAUAAUGUUCUUCUUAAAGCCUUACAUUUAUAACAUAUCAUAGUGUGUAAAUUUCAGAGAAAAUUGUGAAGUUUUCAUUUUUUUCCUUUAUAAAGCAUAAUUAGAAUUUUUAAAGUGUUUUGUGUAACCAUAUUUUCUUUAAGACUUUACAAGAUUGAAAAAGUACUGAAAUUGAUUGUUAAACUUAGCCUUAUCCAUA